This is a messenger RNA of Marchantia polymorpha subsp. ruderalis, 1312 nucleotides long. The record is from the annotation of a GenBank genome assembly. NCBI's taxonomy places the organism in Eukaryota, Viridiplantae, Streptophyta, Marchantiopsida, Marchantiales, Marchantiaceae.
GGUGUGUGAGCACAGUGAGGGACAGAGGAGGCAUCUGCUCAUGAGCAGAAGAGGUCGAGCUCCCUCUGGAUUCACAGAUCUCACUGUCACGGCUAAUCUUGGGCUCUCACCACGCUCUUAACAUCUUCGAAUUCUUGAGCUCUCUUACAGCGCUGACCGAUCGAUCGGGAGGAGCGAAGAGAAGAUUGCAAAGCGUUGUCGAGCACCACCGAGGGCGCAUCAGCUUUCCAUACCUCCCCUCGCGUCACGUCGGCGCCAUAGCCAUGGAUGAAACGGGAGGAAUCCAGUUGCUUUUGGCGGCCGAGCAAGACGCCCAGCGCAUCGUCGUCAGCGCCCGAGCAGGCAAGACUCAGCGAUUGAGACAGGCCAAGGAAGAAGCCGAACGAGAGAUCGCUGGAUUUCGAGCCCAGAGGGAGGAAGAAUUCAAGAAGAAGCAAGAUGUGUCGACUGGCAGUGUGGACUCAAACGUGAAGCGACUGGAGGAGGAAACUGACGCGAAGAUCCAGCAACUCACAAAGGAAUCCUCUCAGAAAUCGAACGAGGUGACAUCAUUUCUGUUGAAAUACGUCACCACUGUCAAGGUUUGAGUUCACGGUUCUGACAUCACGGUCUACAGAUGCAUAAUUCAGCCUCUCGUCUCGUCGAUGGGUACGACGUGUUCAGGGCUCGUCUGUUCCGCACGAGCAAGCAUUUCCUGGGCAAUAUUCAGCGUAUAGAGGCUUUAUAACUGAAAAAUGUGUAGCGUCGUAGAUCAUGAACUGGGCACCAGAUGCCGUCUGGACUCUAGUUGCGAUCAAUGUAAUAUAUUUUUUCCUUUUCAGUGCAGGUGAAUAAAAAUCUUGUACGAGUGUGUUUGACGUUCAUGUCAGUGAGAUCGCGUUCAUUCGGAUUUUGCUUUCUAGUCUUCCCUUGGGAUCUUUCUCACAUUUCUUGACAGCAAGUGUAAUCUUUGCCUUUUCGAUAUUUGUGCACCUUUGCUUAUCGAAGCAAAGGAGCAAAAUUAGAAAUGAAUUAAGGAAGUUGAAGUACGGAAUAGAAACCGGCAGAUCUUCCGAAGCUCAAGGUCAUGAGCGGAAUUUCCAGCAAGAUCUGUGCCCAUUUGAUCAUCCAUGCCCACUCAAUGUCCUCCAGUAAAUAGAUCUUACAUGAUUUGGCUAGUACCGAGAGGAAACACGAUAAAAAAUGGAGAACAAGGAGGCAAAGUUUCGUAGAGAUUCUUGGUGUGGUCAAAGUCUCAAAAAGCUCCUCGAUGUUUCUUGUAGAUAACUCUAAACCAAGGAUUACACUGUUUUGCCGAUACAAAUUAUUUUCC